Molecule: messenger RNA, 1157 nt
Organism: Impatiens glandulifera
Lineage: Eukaryota; Viridiplantae; Streptophyta; Magnoliopsida; Ericales; Balsaminaceae
Product: acyl-acyl carrier protein thioesterase ATL3, chloroplastic-like
Exons: 5
Coding region: 91-729 (212 amino acids)
Cellular component (GO): chloroplast
Molecular function (GO): fatty acyl-[ACP] hydrolase activity
Source: RefSeq, a predicted model, not a curated record
AAGAUGCAUCGCACCGGUUAACACGACCAAAUUAUAACAGUUUGAACCGAAAAAUCUUCCGCCAUCAGCGAUCGAUUAAGGAAGAAGAAAAUGUCACAAUGUCUUGUGUUUCCUCUGUCGGCAACAAUUCCAAGUUUAACUUGGAGGGAAAAGUGGUUGAUCGGUGACCGCCGUCCUUAUGGAAAUCUCAAUCGGCCGCAGCCGCUAUCCCGGAAAGUUGGCCGGCCCCCCUUUGUUCGUCCAGUCUGCUGUAGUAACAAUCUAGCUUUGGAAUUCAAGAGUGGUCUAAGUAUGAGUGGGUUCCAUGAAAUUGAGCUCAAAGUGCGAGACUACGAACUCGAUCAAUUUGGUGUCGUAAACAAUUCCGUUUAUUCAAGUUAUAUUCAACACGGACAUCACGAGUUGCUGGAACUGAUAGGAAUAAACGCAGAUGACGUUGCUAAUUCAGGCGAGGCCCUAGCUUUGUCUGAGAUUACACUCAAAUUCCUCAAUCCACUAAGAAGUGGAGACAGGUUUGUUAUGAAGGUCAGAAUAUCGAAUUCAUCAGCAAUUCGAGUAUACAUUGAACACUUCAUCUUCAAGUUGCCAGAUUAUGAGCCUAUUCUUGAAGCCAAAGCCACUGCAGUUUGGAUUGGCAAGAACUAUCGCCCUGUCCGAUUACCAGCAGAUUUUAGGUCCAAAUUUGUCAAGUUUAUUCGAAAAGAGGAUCAAUCCAACCAACCCAACUAAACAUAACAGAUGCAUACAGAGGUAUGCUAUUAUGUUGUACUAAGAAAAAGAUUUCAAAAUAACAUCAUCUUCAUUAGGAUUAUAAAGAGAAUUAAUCAAACCUAACUAGAAGAGAUACAGUAUGAUUAGAAAAGAUAUGUGAUAUUUAUCUAGAUAUUGAGAAUUAGAGAUAUUGUCUUGAUUUAAUUCUCUAAUAUUGAUCUGUUUGUUUUUGUACUGUCUUCUGGUUUAAUCAAUGAAGACGAGAGAGUUCAUUGAUUAAAAGGCUCAAUUCGGGUUUGAAUUAAUUAUUGUGACAGAUGUUGAAGAUCUAUUGGGUUUGCAUUAAAUUUCAAAGGAAUGGCUGAGGAAUAUAUUAUUUGGAGGAUAAAUCAAUUCAGAAACCCAAGGAUGGAAAUUCAAAGGACCAAUGAUGAAUUGAUUAGAUU